This is a messenger RNA of Caenorhabditis bovis, 387 nucleotides long. NCBI's taxonomy places the organism in Eukaryota, Metazoa, Nematoda, Chromadorea, Rhabditida, Rhabditidae. The record is from the annotation of a GenBank genome assembly.
AUGUUUGAGCAGCGGCGAGCAGAAGCUGCUCGUCAUUAUCAAUUCGAAAAUCGAUUCGACGCGAUGUUGGCGCCGUUCUUCGAAAAAGCGCCGUCGCUGAUCAUCUCGCCCGACGGCUCCGUCCUAUUCGAAUGCAUUUGCAACGCGAAUCCGCAGCCGACAAUCAAAUGGUUCCUCAAAGAUAAAGAGCUCGUCGGCGAUCGAUAUGUGCAGAAGAUCAAAAAAAUGGUGGGCAAGUACACGGUGACGCUGCACAUCAAAAAUCCGACGCAGGAGGAUCAGGGCGUUUAUAAGGUGGUGGCGACGAACUCGCACGGCAGUCAUUCGGUUGAGCAGCAAUACAUUUACAAGUGCACUGGGAAACAGGUCUUCAAGACUUUGGAUUGA